This is a messenger RNA of Selaginella moellendorffii, 1903 nucleotides long. RefSeq names its product pheophorbide a oxygenase, chloroplastic. Gene Ontology annotation, molecular function: chlorophyllide a oxygenase activity; 2 iron, 2 sulfur cluster binding; pheophorbide a oxygenase activity. Bases 102 to 1715 code for a protein of 537 amino acids. Lineage: Eukaryota; Viridiplantae; Streptophyta; Lycopodiopsida; Selaginellales; Selaginellaceae. The record is from RefSeq and is a predicted model, not a curated record. Gene Ontology annotation, cellular component: chloroplast thylakoid. The transcript has 7 exons.
GUCGAGAGCCGUGUCGAGCUACCGUGGUUUGCGAACAUUCUCGAACUUCGUUUUAAGCAAAACUUGAUCUUUUAACUUCACUUUUCCUUUCCUUAGCCGCCAUGGCAGUCUAUGGAGGAAUCGCGUGCAACAGUCUACGUUUAGACACUCUCGCAAGCAGUACCAGCUGCAGCACUGGUGCCUUCAUCAAGGCAAGAAAAACCAUCGGUUUUGUAAGUUUCUCCAGGAGAAGAAGAGGAAAAAUCACGGUCACAGGUGCAAUAACUUCCUCAGCGCCAGGGUCUAGUAGCACUGUGAAAGAAGACGAGCAACAAUUCUUACAGCAAAGUCUUGGGGAGAGCCAGGACAAGGAGGACAAGAAGUUCUCGUGGACCGAGCACUGGUACCCGGUUUCUCUUGUAGAGGAUUUGGAUCCAAAGGCCGCUACUCCAUUCAAGCUCUUGGGGAGGGAGAUAGUUGUGUGGAAGGACGGGGAAGGAAACUGGAGGGCUUUCUCGGAUCAAUGUCCUCACAGAUUGGCUCCGUUAUCGGAAGGAAGGAUUGACGAGAAUGGAUGGCUUCAGUGCUCUUACCACGGUUGGUCAUUCAAGGGCGAUGGCUCUUGUGGAAAAAUUCCGCAAGCGGCAACUCAAGGCCCCGAGUCGAAAGCGGUCGCUUCUCCAAGAGCGUGUGCCAUCUCCUUUCCUGCGGUUGUUUCGCAAGGGCUCCUGUUUGUUUGGCCUGACGAGAAAGGCUGGGAAAGCGCUCAAAGAACACAGCCUCCUCAAUUGCCUGCUGUGUUUGAUGAUCCUAGCUUUUCGACAGUGACUAUACAGCGUGAUCUCUUCUAUGGCUACGACACUCUUAUGGAGAACGUUUCCGAUCCAUCACACAUUGAUUUCGCUCAUCACAAGGUUACAGGCAAGAGGGAUAGAGCCAAGCCUCUUACUUUCAAGGUGGAUUCGAGAGGCCCAUGGGGAUUUUCUGGUGCCAAUUCCGACACUCCAAAGAUCACGGCCGAGUUUCUAGCUCCAUGCUACUACAUAAACAAGAUCGAGAUACCAGUUACACUACCUCUUCAAGGUCCUAAGACAUGGGAGAUAUGGAUUUGCUCCUUCAACGUCCCAAUGGCUCCAGGACAAACUCGCUCCAUCGUUUGCAGCGCUCGUAAUUUUUUCACGUUUCUCAUGCCCGGCCCUGCUUGGUGGCAGCUGGUACCACGAUGGCACGAACACUGGACUUCCAACAAAGUUUACGAUGGCGACAUGAUAGUUCUUCAAGGCCAAGAGAAGAAGUUUUUGGCAACAGGAGGAGACAUCAACGCCAAGUAUUCGCAGAUUACGUUUACUCCCACUCAAGCAGACAGGUUUGUUCUAGAGUUCAGAAACUGGCUUCGCAAGCAUGGCAAUGGUGAGCCAAAGUGGGCCGCUGGAACUAGCAAAACCCAGCCUUUACCAUCGACUGUUCUGUCCAAGCAACAGAUGCUCGAUCGAUACCAGCAGCACACACUGAAUUGCUCCUCGUGUAGGAACGCAUUCAAAGCUUUCAAGGUCGCUGGGAGAGUUCUCAUUGGAGCCACAGUGGUGUUUGCUGUUGCUACAGGAAUCCCUCAGGAGAUCAUUCUCAAGCUUAUAUUUGCAGGCCUUGCAAUGGCUAGUGCAGGGACAGCGUUCCUGUUGAAGGAGUUGGAAGAAAACUUUGUGUAUAAAGACUAUGUCCAUGCAGAGAUUGACUAAUGGUUUUUCCAAAGGAGUGAGUCUACCGUGAAUAAUUAAAUUCUUUUAGAAAAACCAAUGGAUAUACCUAGAUAAUCCAAGGUUGUGAACUAAACUUGCAGCUAACCUAAAGGGAAGCAUUUUUAGUAGCUUUCUUAUAAAAAUUGUUUAAAAUGUUUUAUUUUAAAUAAGUCUGCUCUUCUAGCGCC